AUGAGUGAAACUCAACGCACAGUCCACCAACCCAUUCACCCCGACAUAGCGGGCAGGUUGGACCCGGAAUACGCCAAGUUUCACAAUGCCAACUCCGCGUAUCUUGUCCCUCUGCACCUUCAGUCAUGGGAUCCUGCAGUGCGUCAGAAACCUGCCAUCCUAGGUGGCUCCGAUCCCCUCAAGGUCGGCGAUGUCAAGGAUCUGUCUUUGGGUAAGUAUGCGAUUCGGGUCUUCACACCAGAAACCUCGGCUCCGGUGCCAGGAUGGCCUGUGCUGCUCUAUUUCCAUGGAGGCGCGUGCACGUUGUCAAAUGAAUUAAACGGCUGCUUACUGCCGCGCACAGGAGGCUGGACGUUGGGCAAUAUCAGUACCCAAAACGCUUUCUGCACUCAUAUGUGCAAGCGCGCAAGCUGCGUUGUAGUUGCGGUUGAUUAUCGGCUGGCGCCAGAAAAUCCAUACCCCGCUGCCGUAGAGGACGCGAUAGAGGCCCUCGGCUGGGUCUAUCAGAAUGGCAAGGCUCAGCUGAACGCCGACGUCACCAAGAUUGCAGUUGGCGGUUCGUCCAGCGGUGCCAAUUUAGCCGCGGUCCUCACUCACAAGGCGGCGCUCGCGGAUCCUCCUAUUCCUCUCGCCUUCCAGCUUUUGGUGGUCCCUGUUAUCGACAAUACGGCGACGACAUCGGGUGUUCCCUACAAGUCUUGGGCUGAGAAUCAGAACACCAUCGGGCUCAGCGUCGGCAGGAUGCUUUGGUUCCGGGACUAUUACUUGCCGAAUGAAAAAGAUCGCCUGGCAUGGGAGAGCUCCCCCAUUUUCGCUCCAGAAGAGUCGUUCAGGAAGGCGCCGCCAGCCUGGAUUGCCGCCGCCGAGCUCGACAUUCUGAGGGACGAGGCCAUCGUCUAUGGCGAGAAAUUACAGGAGGCCGGUGUGGAUGUAGAAAUUAAGAUAUACAAGGGCGCUCCUCACCCGAUCAUGUCUAUGGACGGUGCAGUGCUUGCAAUUGGUAGACAGCUCGUGUCGGACGCUGCUGAUGCUUUGGGUAGAGCCUUUGAAACGCUCUGA
Messenger RNA from Postia placenta MAD-698-R-SB12, 1059 nucleotides. RefSeq lists its product as hypothetical. The record is from RefSeq and is a predicted model, not a curated record. Bases 1 to 1059 code for a protein of 352 amino acids. Gene Ontology annotation, molecular function: hydrolase activity. Lineage: Eukaryota; Fungi; Basidiomycota; Agaricomycetes; Polyporales; Adustoporiaceae. The transcript has 4 exons.